Mesoplodon densirostris (Blainville's beaked whale) is the source of this 642-nucleotide messenger RNA. Its product is annotated as Golgi-associated RAB2 interactor protein 3-like. The record is from RefSeq and is a predicted model, not a curated record. The transcript has 2 exons. Gene Ontology annotation, cellular component: nucleus. The annotation marks the transcript as partial. Lineage: Eukaryota; Metazoa; Chordata; Mammalia; Artiodactyla; Ziphiidae.
UACAUGGCCAAUAGCUACUGUUCAGUGGGGGUGUUGAGGACCUCCAUGGGGGUCCUGCAACGACAACUGUACGAGGGAGGAGAGUAUGACAUUUUCAAGUACGCUCCCAUGUUUGAGAGCGACUUUAUCCAGGUCAGCAAGGAAGGAGAACUGAUUGACCUAGACAACCGCGUCCGAAGGGUGACUGUGGGCGUCGCAUCCACCAGCCCCCUCUUCCCACUACCUGACGUCAUGCUGCUGGCCCAAACAACGAAAGUCUGUGACGAGCAUGUCAGAUGCGCCGGGAUCACCAAGGGGAGAGGUUGCAAGCCCCUGAAGACCCUAGAGCUCACCAGGCUGCUUCCCUUAAAGUUUGUCAAGAUCUCCAUCCACAACCGUGAGAAACAGCAGCUGUGCCUGAAUCUUGCUACCGGCCGUACUUUCUAUCUGCAGCUGUGCCCCUCUUCCGAUGCACAAAAAGACCUCUUUUCCCAUUGGGAAAAGCUUGUCUAUAUCCUGAGACCACCGGUAGUCAGUUACAGCAGUACCCCGAUGCUCCAAACUGGAGAUGCAGCGACUACAGAGGAUGCCAAAAUCCUAACCACAGAGCUCCACAGAGAAAGGGAUCAGGAUGAGGCUGGGAUUCACAAGCUUCGUGACGUG